Arachis stenosperma is the source of this 1847-nucleotide messenger RNA. Its product is annotated as oxalate--CoA ligase. The coding region runs from base 70 to 1659 and encodes 529 amino acids. Gene Ontology annotation, molecular function: medium-chain fatty acid-CoA ligase activity. The transcript has 4 exons. The record is from RefSeq and is a predicted model, not a curated record. Gene Ontology annotation, biological process: fatty acid metabolic process. Lineage: Eukaryota; Viridiplantae; Streptophyta; Magnoliopsida; Fabales; Fabaceae.
CAUCUCCAUAUUCCAUCAACAAAACACAACACAACGCUACCCAUAUUCUCUCAUUAACAGCCCACACCAAUGGAACAAUCUGCCUCCUCCACUCUCACCGGACUUCUCCGCCGGGCAGCCGAUACCUUCCCCUCCCGCCGCGCCAUCUCUGUCGCCGGCAAGUUUGAUCUCACCCACUCCCGCCUCCAACAUCUCGUCGAUAUCGCAGCCAACCGCCUCAUCUCCGCUGGCAUCAAGCCCGGCGAUGUCGUCGCUCUCACCUUCCCCAACACCGUCGAGUUUGUAAUUACUUUCUUAGCUGUUAUUCGAGCGCGUGCGACUGCAGCGCCACUUAACCCCGCGUACACUGCGGAAGAGUUCGAGUUUUAUUUAUCAGACUCAGAAUCCAAACUUCUAGUAACUUCUUCUGAAGGAAUCAAGCCGGCUCAAGCGGCGGCUUCCAAGCUCACCAUCCCUUGCGCCGCGGCUUCAUUAAAUACACCCGAACAAGCCAAUAAUGAAGCAGCUGAAGCCGAAUUCACCCUCUCCCUCAGCCACCGUCCUGACUCGGACUCUAACUCGGACCACGACUCGCUCUCCGGACUCACCAACGAUCCUUCCGACGUGGCGCUCUUCCUCCACACCUCCGGCACCACGAGCCGCCCCAAGGGCGUGCCGCUGACUCAGCACAACCUCUUCUCCUCCGUUCGCAACAUCCAAUCGGUGUACCGACUCACUGAGUCAGACUCGACGGUGAUCGUGCUCCCUCUCUUCCACGUCCACGGCUUAAUCUGCGGAUUACUCAGCUCUAUCGGCGCCGGAGCCGCCGUAGCCUUGCCAGCGGCGGGGAGAUUCUCCGCGUCGACGUUCUGGAAAGACAUGAUCAAGUACAACGCCACGUGGUACACCGCGGUUCCAACGAUACACCAGAUCGUACUUGAUCGCCACCAGAACAACCCCGAACCGGUUUACCCGAAGCUCCGGUUUAUUCGUAGCUGCAGCGCGUCGCUGGCACCGGCUAUUCUGGGUCGGUUGGAGGAGGCUUUCGGUGCACCGGUUUUGGAGGCUUAUGCGAUGACGGAAGCCUCUCAUUUAAUGGCUUCGAAUCCGUUGCCAGAAGAUGGGCCCCACAAGGCCGGGUCCGUUGGAAAGCCCGUGGGGCAAGAGAUGGGCAUAUUGGAUGAAACGGGCCGGGUCUUGGAGGCUGAGGUUAACGGUGAGGUUUGUAUUAGGGGUCCCAAUGUGACGAAUGGUUAUAAGAAUAACCCAGAUGCUAAUACGGCGGCGUUUCGGUUUGGUUGGUUCCAUACCGGUGAUCUUGGUUACUUUGAUUCUGACGGCUAUUUGCAUCUUGUGGGUCGGAUCAAGGAGCUCAUUAACCGUGGAGGAGAGAAAAUAUCACCAAUAGAAGUGGAUGCUGUCCUCCUAUCUCAUCCUGAUAUUGCUCAGGCGGUUGCUUUCGGAGUUCCCGAUGACAAAUACGGCGAGGAGAUAAACUGUGCAAUCAUCCCAAGAGAAGGGUCAAACAUUGAUGAGGAAGAGGUGCUGAGAUUUAGCAAAAAGAAUCUUGCAUCUUUCAAAGUCCCCAAGAAGGUCUUCAUCACUGAUUCAUUGCCCAAGACAGCCACUGGCAAGAUUCUACGCCGCCUAGUAGCUGAACAUUUUGUCUCUCAAAAAUGAUAUGCUUGCUGGAGUACCUCACCUUGGACCUUUACUUCCUGGCCAAUAAAGGGUUGGAGUCUAUAAUUAUUCAUAAAUGUUGACAAUGUUGGUAUUAUGAGGAACAAAAAAGAAACAUGCAAUUAGCAUUCAACAUUGUAAUUUUAUGAUUGUGAGGGGUUUACAGAUUACAAAGCAACGUUUUUACA